AUGGAUGAUACUAGCUUCGUUGCUCUAUCUGUUCACCUGCGUCGACGCAUAGAUAAUGCAUUCGAUAGAGCUGCUGGAAACACCUCAAGAUCAUCAAACCCGCCUCGAAAUAAAUGUAAACUUGACUCAGCUCAGUCCGGUGGAUUCGUCUCUGCGGAAGAUAUGCCACCAGGAGGAUUCUUAAUAGAGGACGCAGGAGGUUUUUUACUUGGCAAAUACGAAGACCGCACUCCAUCCUCGUCUCCGGACCCUAUCUCCAUAUCACUUUCAUGUAUCCCAGCUGCACUUCAACUUCUUGGACUUCCUUCAGAUGACGAAGAGGUUCUUUCUGUGUUUCGAAAUGCUGCGUCAGGCUGGGGAGCAAGCUUGGAGGGAUCGAGCGAAGUGAGCCGGAAGGAUUGGCGAUCUGUGUGUGCUGCCCUUCUAGAAGGAGGAGACGAAGAAGGGAGUGACAAUGGCGGGCCUUCUGCUGUAUGCAGUGACCAGGAGGACAAUAGUAGCCCGGAAAGUGAUGAAUAUCGCAUGUCCGUCGAUGAGGAUAUGAGUGAACCAGAAGUAUCUGACGAGGAAUAUCAAGAUGAUAAGCCUGCCGCUGUUUCCAGAUCGCGCAAACCCCAAAAGGCAUCCAAGUCGUUGCCCACCGACGCGGUGCUUGACGCUAGUCAAUUGAGCGCGAAACAAAAGGCUGAAUGUCGGGAGGAUUUCGCGAGGUUCUUCGCUGAUGUGCCUGAUGCUGAGCUGGACCGUCAGAAAAUCAUGAUCAAGGACGUUACGCGCGUUGCUAAUCUGCUCAAGGAGAAGAUAAAGGCUGAGGAAAUUAUUGCAAUGCUGGAGGUGUUCUCUACUUCAGCAGAUAAAUCCAUGAAUCUUCAAGACUUUGAAAGAAUGAUGAUAGCAACAAAACUCAUAAGGUAUGGGCAAUAA
Suillus bovinus is the source of this 924-nucleotide messenger RNA. RefSeq lists its product as uncharacterized. Lineage: Eukaryota; Fungi; Basidiomycota; Agaricomycetes; Boletales; Suillaceae. The coding region runs from base 1 to 924 and encodes 307 amino acids. The transcript has 2 exons. The record is from RefSeq and is a predicted model, not a curated record.